This is a messenger RNA of Colias croceus (clouded yellow), 809 nucleotides long. RefSeq names its product bursicon (gene Burs). Gene Ontology annotation, biological process: animal organ morphogenesis. Gene Ontology annotation, molecular function: BMP binding; receptor ligand activity. Bases 250 to 720 code for a protein of 156 amino acids. Lineage: Eukaryota; Metazoa; Arthropoda; Insecta; Lepidoptera; Pieridae. The record is from RefSeq and is a predicted model, not a curated record. The transcript has 4 exons.
AUGAAAAUGUAUUUUACAAAUAGCUUAAUAUUUAUCGUUAGGUACAUUAAAUAGCCAUCAAGCUCCUUUGUCUCCCCAGUUGGGAGUGCGUGUUGUUCCUGCUGGAUACAAGUCGGGUAAAAUGAUUUUAAUGUUUUUCGUAGACGACGAGUCUUCGUAGUACAAGCUAAAAUCCCAUAUAAGCAGCUGAGCUUUCCAACAUAUUUCACAAACCAAACGUUUUCCACCGAGGAACAACAGCUCCUAAAAAUGUUUAAAAUGCAAUACUUUUGCUCUUGCUUAAUUCUUCUUUCAGCAGGCUACUUACAUGAAAAAAAAGUUAGCGGUCAAGAAGUUCAACUACCACCAGGACAAGAGUGCCAAAUGACACCGGUUAUACACGUGUUGCAACAUCCUGGUUGCGUUCCCAAGCCAAUUCCCUCAUAUGCCUGUAUAGGAAAAUGUACGAGUUAUGUUCAGGUAUCAGGAAGCAAAAUUUGGCAAAUGGAAAGGUCGUGCAAUUGUUGUCAAGAGUCAGGAGAGCGAGAAGCAACUGUAAUUCUUUUCUGCCCCAAAGCUAAGAGCGAAGAAAAAAGAUUUAGAAAGGUUACUACUAAAGCUCCUCUAGAAUGUAUGUGCCGUCCGUGUGGAAGUAUCGAAGAAAGCGCUAUUAUUCCUCAAGAAAUUGCUGGUUACGCUGAUGACUCUCUUUUAAGUAGUCAAUUCAGAAAAAACUUCUAAUUUUACUUUAAACUUCUUCGCCACUAUAGUUAGGAACGACCUUUUAUAUAUUGUGAAAUAUCUUUGAAAAUAAAGGCUAUUGACCAGUA